Molecule: messenger RNA, 1536 nt
Organism: Biomphalaria glabrata
Lineage: Eukaryota; Metazoa; Mollusca; Gastropoda; Planorbidae
Product: exostosin-like 3
Exons: 1
Coding region: 1-1536 (511 amino acids)
Cellular component (GO): Golgi apparatus
Molecular function (GO): glycosyltransferase activity
Source: RefSeq, a predicted model, not a curated record
AUGAGACUCUACAGUUUGUCAGCCUUUAAGCUGGUCUUCAUUCUUCUGCUUGGUAUGGUCUGCCUGUCUCUGAUGGCACACCAUUACCUAUCCAAUAUGGCUAACUUUGACACCCAGCCUCCAUCACAUAAAACACGCAGGAUAGAUAGCUAUGCUGAUGACCCUGACCCAAACUCUCGGUCAUUAUCAGCAUACCAGCAUGAGAUAGAAGAACUCCGGCACAUCAAAGCAUCUGUUAACAAUGAGCUCAGGGAUCUGGAAAAUCGCAGGCUCAAACUUCAAUCAGAUAUCAAUGCCUACUCCAUGAACAUUGACAGCCUUAAAGGUCAGCAUGUCAGCUUGAACAAAGAGGUGAAUCAAAUCAAGCUGGCCCUGGAGCAGUUGAAAUUUGAGCAGCAAGAGUCGAAGUCAUUUAUUCCAAACAUAAAGGCUCCUCACAGGAUACUGUUGGAUGUUGACGUCAAUGAGCAGGUCUCCAUGCCCUCAUCAUCACAGCAGUGUUACAUGGAGAACUGUUUUGAUUUCUCCAGGUGUUCUCUGGUGUCUGGUUUCCCAUUUUAUUUUUACAACUUAAAAAACUCCCUAGCAGGAGAGGACCUUAUUCCUUUCUUGCGGAAGUAUGUAAGGGAGAAUGUAUAUGCGACAGAUAGUGCUGCUGCAGCCUGCAUUUUCAUUCUCAUUGUUGGAGAUACCGCAGAUGACGCAUCGCUUGACCCUAAGGAGAUUGAGAGUUUUCUUCACAGGCUGCCUUAUUGGAAUGGAGAUGGACGUAACCAUAUUUUAAUUAAUUUGGCACUCAAAAUGAAAUCUUCAGAUAUUUUCAGCAAUAUUAAUCUGGGGAGAGCUAUAGUGGCUCAGUCUGCAUUUUUAGGAUCCAAAUUUAGAAAUUCAUUUGAUGUUUUAAUACCCCCAAACCUUGGGCCAUACAACAAUCAAAAUAUCUGGCAGGAUCUACCACGUUUAUCUCCUGUCCGAAGAAAGUACAUGCUGUCUUAUUGGGGUCAGUUUAUUCCUCCUGGCUCUGAUAACUUAUCUGCUAAUAAUGCAGAUGCUAUGGAGGUUAAAGGUUAUGUCAAUAAUAUGUUCAUUCAUCGCAAGCCAUUGUAUGUUGUGGACACCUCCACCUCUGUUUACUCUCAUAUUGAGCAGGCCAUAAUCUCUUCCUUAAAGAGCUUCCAGUCCAGUCUUGUUAGCAACUAUUUUGUGGAUGUUAGCUGUGGUGAGCAUGGAGUUGCUGUAGGGGGCCCAGGUGAUUGGGCUUUAUGUGGCACUGAGGCUGUCCGUAAGGAAAAGAUAAUUCAGUCCACCUUCACGUUAAUUAUUUCACCCUUGAACAAUGCACUUUAUUCUACUUUAGCAUUCCAGUCUCGUGUCUAUGAAGCACUUAAACAUGGCUCUGUGCCAGUCAUGCUGGGCUCACUUGGGCAGUUACCCUUCUCUGAAGUCUUGCGCUGGGACCUUGCUGCUAUUGUGCUGCCUAUGCCUCGAGUGACAGAAAUACUUUCUAUUUACAAUCAUUCCCUGAUGAACAAAUAG